Bathycoccus prasinos is the source of this 669-nucleotide messenger RNA. RefSeq lists its product with no specific name. Lineage: Eukaryota; Viridiplantae; Chlorophyta; Mamiellophyceae; Mamiellales; Bathycoccaceae. Bases 1 to 669 code for a protein of 222 amino acids. The record is from RefSeq and is a predicted model, not a curated record. The transcript has 2 exons.
AUGUUUGCCGCCGCGAGUUCGUUAACGACGACGACGAUAUCGUCAAAGUCGAGUUUAGGAGGAUAUCGGGGAAAAGAAGUUGUGCAAAAAUCCCGAUCCUCUAUGAUGAGAAGUACUGCUAGGAGAAACAAUGUAAACGUCGUCGUCCGAGCUGAAGCGCAAAAGACCAUCGACAUGAACGAGUCUCGCACGUAUUACUUUUGCAUCGCGAACGCGGAUUUUAUGCUCAACGACGAAAACAACGAACACUUCCCGGAAAUCUUGAGAGAACGAAGACGAUUUUACCGAGAGACUGAGAAAUUGCAAGACUUUUGGAUCGUCCCGAACCCAACAUUUUUGGACGCCAUGCCGGAAAUAAAGAAAAAAAUUCGGCAACCGUGCGUGGCGGUGAUGACCACGGACGAGGUGUGGAACACGUUUAUUAAGUUAAGAAUGGACCGAGUGUAUAAAGGUUCCGUGGAAGGGACUGGAGCGGAGUUGUUGAAAUCGAACGAGUUAAUCGCCGCGGACGCGUUUCCGCCGGUGGACCCGGCCAAGUGGACGGCGCCGUAUAACAAAUACUCGCCCGGGUGGUGGGAAGUGUUUUACCCCGGGGCGGAUUGGACGCAAGGGUACCAAGCGACGGUGAAUCCGUUGGCAGAAGAGGGGGUUGAGCGCACUGGGGCGUAA